This is a messenger RNA of Amoebophrya sp. A25, 898 nucleotides long. The record is from the annotation of a GenBank genome assembly. Lineage: Eukaryota; Dinophyceae; Syndiniales; Amoebophryaceae.
GCAGAGAUGAGACCAAGAGCGAAAAAGGCUACUCUCUCACCAGCCUUGUCCUCACUGUCGUGAGUAGAUGAAGAACCCUUCUUAUAAGAAUGAUGCUAAAUAACCUAAGAGAAGAUCAACAUGGAUACGCAUACGGAUACUAACCUAAGCGCGGCAUCAAAGAAUGCCAACGAUAUCGGCCAAGAUGCAGGAGGGUCGUCUUCAUCAAAGACGGCUGUUGUAUCGUCAAAUUACGGCUCCUCCUAAUAAAUCUUCCAUCUUCAGUAGCCUGAAGCUGAAAUAUUCAGGGCACUCCAAGGGAAACAAGGCCUCGCCGGGGUGCGCCCUGAGAUGGAUCCGCGCGAGCUCUCUAAUCAAAGCAGUCGGCUGGAGGUACAACUAGGGCGCAAGGCUCGGCCCAGUCUUCCUCAUCUGGUGCCGCUCCAGGGCCCUCACGUGGCAAGAAGGGAACUUCGUCAACGAGCAAGGGGAAGAUGAGUGGGAAGGUUAAGACAUGUUCGAGAUAAAUAUUACAACAAGGUCUUCAUUUUUUGACAUCAAGAAUUUCUUCAAAAAUUAUUUACCCAUCGAAUAGUCCAGAGUAGUUUAUAGCACGCAUGGAGUGCAUGUGCAUGGAGCGCAGAGGAGCUUUAAGGGGCGCAAGAAGCUCAAGCUCCCCCUUUAGCUCCAUGCUACUCCAUGUGAUCCAAGCACUCCAUGCCAUGCGAGCUGUGAAACCUUAUAAAUUGCUCAGUAAUACAUAGAUCCACCCAGCAUAAUACAGUAUCCACCCAUCCAAAGAACUUCAUGGUUUCUAAUAGCCGAACCCGAGCCAGUGGAUCAGACGGAACGUCAGGAAGGAAGAGUGGCAAAAAAGGUAGUGGUAAGAAAGGUGCCAUUUUUAAGGGAGCAAAGCGAG